Cryptomeria japonica (Japanese cedar) is the source of this 1260-nucleotide messenger RNA. RefSeq lists its product as uncharacterized. Gene Ontology annotation, molecular function: RNA endonuclease activity; sequence-specific DNA binding; RNA binding. Bases 39 to 941 code for a protein of 300 amino acids. The transcript is spliced from 7 exons. NCBI's taxonomy places the organism in Eukaryota, Viridiplantae, Streptophyta, Pinopsida, Cupressales, Cupressaceae. The record is from RefSeq and is a predicted model, not a curated record. Gene Ontology annotation, cellular component: cytoplasm; nucleus.
AAUCGGAAGAGCUUAAGGGCCCUUAACAAAAGUUGAAAAUGUUGUUGAGAAGCCACGGGCGAUGGGCUUUUAACGCCACUGUGGAGAUUAGGGGACACAUGCGUGGUUGUUUCUCUUCUGGUCUGAUUACCGAGUCCUCCGCUAAACGCCUUAAAACGACAAUGGCGACUGAAAAUCCAAACCCAUUCAGGCAUGAAUUUGAAAAGUAUUGCGAGCAUCUCAACCAGUUGAAUGAGAAGAGAGAGAGACUUGUGAAGGCUAGCCGUGAUGUUACACAGAACAGCAAGAAGGUUAUUUUUCAGGUUCACAGGAUUGGUAACGAUGACAAGGAAACAGUUUUGAAACAGGCAGAGAAAGAUCUGAAUGGGGUUAGAAAGCAGCACCUCUCACGUGUUGCUAAUGAGUUGCAAGGCAAUGUCAAUGAUGCAUGGAAGCUUAGAAGAGCUUUUUCACCUGGGAUUCAAGAGUAUGUAGAAGCAGCGACUGUGCUUGAAUUCUGUAAGAGUGGGAAACUUUUGACCGUUGCAGAUCUCAAUAAUGAGAUUUCAAAGCUUGGUGAUUCAUCUACUAGCCAAUUCAAGAUCAACAUUCUGGAUUAUCUUUUAGGGAUUGGAGAUUUGACAGGAGAGCUCAUGAGGUUAGCCAUUAGUCAGGUGGCUGCUGGAGAGGUGGAGACAGCAAAGAGAAUAUGCAACUUUGUUCGAGAUCUUUACAAGGAAUUAAGUCUUGUUGCUCCAAUUAUGGAUGAUAAUAAUGACAUGAACAAGAAGAUGGAAAUAAUGCUUCAGAGUUUAGUGAAAAUAGAGAAUGAUGGGCAUGGAUGUUUAAAUCAAGUCAUUCACCAACUAUAUAAUGUGUUUCUGCAGCUUGCUAUGCUGUUCGUGUUAGAAGUUCAGAGAACAUACCUGAAGCUCAGGGUGAACAGUAUACAUACAAAAUGACGUUGGGUGAAGACUAAUUGAAGUGGUGUCUUGUGCAUCUAAUUGAAGCAAGGUGCAAUUGUGAGAAUACUCAGUUCUUUAGUUGUAUUCUUUUUUGAUGUAAUUAUAUGCCUUUAAUACAUGCAAUGGAAAUUGUAACAUAAUUUUUUGGUUUUGUUGUCAACCAUUAUAAACAAUAGAUGUAGAUGUAUUCUUGUGGUCCAGCAAGUAGCAAGAAACUAAAUCGAUACUUUACAAACCAGCUAUUAAUGUUUUUCUGACAAAUUUUGAAUCUUAUAUGCGGUUUGAUAGAUUUAUUACUAUUGAUAGAUUAAUUGCA